This is a messenger RNA of Parasteatoda tepidariorum (common house spider), 633 nucleotides long. NCBI's taxonomy places the organism in Eukaryota, Metazoa, Arthropoda, Arachnida, Araneae, Theridiidae. The record is from RefSeq and is a predicted model, not a curated record.
AUGUCUCAACGUUUAGAGACAGACCAAGCACAAGCUGGAUACCUUGAAAUGCGAUAUGGACGAAUCAUUAGAUAUCUGGUGUCUGUAAUGUUUCUUCUGCAGAUGGUUUUCUACAUGUCCAUAUCGCUUUAUGGAGCAGUUUUGGCCUUAAGUGCUACCACUGAUUUGUCUUUUGAAGUGUCCAUUGUGUCCUUGGGAGCUAUUUGUGCUUUUUAUUGUUCCUUGGGUGGACUUAAAGCUGUUUUGUGGACGGAUUGUUUCCAAGCUAUUUUAAUGAUAAAUUGUUUGUUAGCAAUAUGCAUAGCAGGCAUCUGUGAUGCAGGUGGUAUUUUUGAACUCUUUCAAAAAGCUUCAAUUGGUAAAAGACUGGACUUAUUCGAGUUCAUGCCAGAUAUAACUAGGAGGUAUGGAUUUUGGGCAUGCGCAACUCAAGGAAUAUUGACAGGAGUGUCUUUUUUUGGAACAAACCAAGUUGAAGUACAAAGAUUACUCAGUCUCAGUACCAUUAAACGAGCAAAAUCAACACUUCGAAUGAGUAGUUUCCCAGUGUGUCUCAUGUACACAACAUGCUGUUUCUUAGGACUUGUGUUAUAUGGUGUUUAUUAUAAUUGUGAUCCAAUCGAACAGGAUUAA